Molecule: messenger RNA, 738 nt
Organism: Puma concolor (puma)
Lineage: Eukaryota; Metazoa; Chordata; Mammalia; Carnivora; Felidae
Source: RefSeq, a predicted model, not a curated record
AUGGAAGGGGCCGGAUCCCCAUCGACGGGGGAAGAGCUGGAGCUCUCGGUGCUCGGGGGGCAGCCCGACGAGCAGAAGCCUCUCAACGGAACCGUCCAGGUCAUCCCUCUCUCGGUCGAGGAGCCCCGCGCAGCCCAGGCUAACAAGGAGAACCCUUGGAGCUCCUGUAAUAAGAAAUUGAUUGGAAAGUGCAAACUGUGGAUGGUCAUUGCCUCUGUUUUCCUAGGUCUCAUUGUAGUGAUCAUCAUAAGCUUAUGUCUUUUUGGAGCAACUUACAUCGAUGAAGAUGAAAACGAAAUACUUGAAUUAUCAUCAAAUAAAACAUUCUUGGUCGAGCUAAAGAUUCCAGAGGACUGUGUUACCGAGGAGGAGUUGCCUCACCAGCUCAGGAAAAGGCUCACAGAUGUGUACAGUUCAUCCCCGUCUCUGAGUCGUUACUUUACUUCAGUGGAAAUUACGGACUUCAGCAGUGAAAAUGCCACCGUAGCCUACCACCUGCAAUUUGGGGUUCCUUCAGAAGAUGACAGUUUUAUGAAGUAUAUGAUGAAUAAAGAGUUGGUGCUGGGCAUUUUACUACAGGAUCUCCAUGAUCAGAGAGUGUCCGGUUGUGAGACUUUGGGGCUUGAUCCAGCAUCCCUCUUGCUCUACGCUCACCCACAUUUGGAGUCCCAUAUCCCACUUUGCAACAUCAUUGGUGAGCUUCAUGAAAAUGCCACGGUUUCACAAGAGAAGUAUUGA